Molecule: messenger RNA, 3047 nt
Organism: Neomonachus schauinslandi (Hawaiian monk seal)
Lineage: Eukaryota; Metazoa; Chordata; Mammalia; Carnivora; Phocidae
Gene: PRSS12
Product: serine protease 12
Exons: 13
Coding region: 1-2628 (875 amino acids)
Biological process (GO): proteolysis
Cellular component (GO): membrane
Molecular function (GO): serine-type endopeptidase activity
Source: RefSeq, a predicted model, not a curated record
AUGACGCUCGCCCGCUUCGUGGUGGCUCUGGUUUUAGGGGCGCUCCCCGAAGUGAUCGGCUUUGAUCUAGUCGUCAGUCAUCCCCUCCACCACCGCUAUCGCCAUUCGCUCCUUCGAGGGCCCCGGCACCCUUAUUACCUUCCCACCCAGCAGCGGCAACAGAGGACGCCUCCGCCGCCCCCUCUCCCGCGCGUCCCGCGCCCCCCGCAGGCGCUGCAUGCCCAGCGCCUGCACGCCCUCCACGCCGGGCGCACGCCGGGGCCGCACCACCGGGACUGCCCCGCCGGCGAGCCCUGGGUCAACGUGACGGACUUCGGCGCCCCUUGUCUGCGCUGGGCAGAGGUGCCACCCUUCCUCGAGCGGUCGCCCCCGGCGAGCUGGGCUCAGCUGCGAGGGCAGCGCCACAACUUCUGUCGGAGCCCCGACGGCGCGGGCCGACCCUGGUGCUUCUAUGGGCACGCCCACGGCAAGGUGGACUGGGGCUACUGCGACUGCAGACACGGGUCAGUGCGGCUUCGAGGUGGCAAACACGAGUUUGAAGGCACCGUGGAAAUAUAUGCAAAUGGAGCUUGGGGCACAGUGUGUGGCAGCCACUGGGAUGAUUCGGACGCCUCAGUCAUUUGUCACCAGCUGCAGCUGGGACGAAAAGGAGUCGCAAAACAAACCCCGUUUUCUGGACUGGGCCUUGUUCCCAUUUAUUGGAGUCAUGUCCGUUGCCGAGGAGAUGAAGAAAACAUACUGCUUUGUGAAAAAGACGUCUGGCAGGGUGGGGCCUGUCCUCGGAAGAUGGCGGCUGCUGUCACGUGUAGCUUUUCCCAGGGCCCGGCGUUCCCUGUCAUACGCCUCGUGGGUGGGAGAAGUGCGUGGGAAGGCCGAGUGGAAAUCUACCACGCUGGUCAGUGGGGGACUGUCUGUGAUGACCAGUGGGAUGAAGCGGAUGCAGAAGUGAUCUGCAGGCAGCUGGGCCUGAGUGGCAUUGCCAAAGCAUGGAAUCAGGCGUAUUUUGGGGAAGGCUCUGGGGCAAUAAUGUUGGAUGAGGUACGCUGCACUGGGAAUGAGCUUUCUAUUGAGCAAUGUCCAAAGAGUUCCUGGGGAGAGCAUAACUGUGACCAUAAAGAAGAUGCUGGAGUGUCCUGUACCCCUCUAACAGAUGGGGUCAUCAGACUUGGAGGUGGUAAAGGCAGCCACGAGGGCCGCCUGGAGGUGUAUUACCGGGGACAGUGGGGGACUGUCUGUGAUGAUGGCUGGACUGAGCUGAAUACAUAUGUGGUUUGCCGACAGCUGGGAUAUAAAUACGGCAAACAAUCCCCUGCAAACCACUUUGAAGAAAGCACAGGGCCCAUAUGGUUGGAUGACGUCAGCUGCUCGGGAAAGGAAUCCAGUUUCGUUCAGUGUUCCCGGAGGCAGUGGGGAAGGCACGACUGCAGCCAUCGGGAAGAUGUUGGUAUCACCUGCUACCCUGGUGGCAAUGGAUACAGACUAUCUCUGGGUUUUCCUAUCAGACUGAUGGAUGGAGAAAAUAAGAAGGAAGGACGAGUGGAGGUGUUCAUCAAUGGCCAGUGGGGAACCAUUUGUGAUGAUGGCUGGACUGAUAAGGAUGCAACUGUGAUCUGUCGUCAGCUUGGCUACAAGGGCCCUGCCAGAGCAAGAACCAUGGCUUAUUUUGGGGAAGGAAAAGGACCCAUCCACGUGGACAAUGUGAAGUGCACAGGAAACGAGAGGUCCUUGGCUGACUGCAUCAAACAAGAUAUUGGGAGACAUAACUGUCGCCACAGCGAAGAUGCAGGAGUCAUUUGUGAUUAUUUUAGCAAGAAGGCAAUAGGUAACAGUAACAAAGAAUCCCUUUCGUCUGUUUGUGGUUUGAGAUUACUGCACCGUCGGCAGAAGCGGAUCAUUGGUGGGAAAAAUUCUUUAAGGGGUGGUUGGCCUUGGCAAGUGUCCCUCCGGCUAAAGUCAUCCCAUGGAGAUGGCAGGCUCCUUUGUGGGGCCACGCUCCUGAGUAGCUGCUGGGUCCUUACAGCAGCACACUGCUUCAAGAGGUAUGGUAACAGCACAAGGAGCUAUGCUGUUCGGGUUGGGGAUUAUCAUACUUUGGUGCCAGAAGAAUUUGAAGAAGAAAUUGGAGUUCAGCAGAUUGUGAUUCAUCGGGAGUAUCGACCUGACAGCAGUGACUAUGACAUCGCCCUGGUUCGAUUAGAAGGACCAGAAGAGCAGUGUGUUAGAUUUAGCAGCCACGUUUUGCCGGCCUGUUUGCCACUCCGUAGAGAGAGGCCACAGAAAACCGCCUCCAAUUGUUAUAUAACAGGAUGGGGAGACACAGGACGAGCCUAUUCAAGAACUCUACAACAAGCAGCCAUCCCCCUACUUCCCAAGAGGUUUUGUGAAGAACGUUAUAAGGGUCGGUUUACAGGAAGAAUGCUCUGUGCUGGGAAUCUACAUGAACACAAACGUGUUGACAGCUGCCAGGGAGACAGCGGAGGGCCACUCAUGUGUGUUCGGGCAGGAGAGAGUUGGGUUGUAUAUGGGAUAACCUCCUGGGGGCAUGGCUGUGGAGCCAAGGAUUCACCUGGUGUCUACACCAAAGUCUCAGCCUUUGUACCUUGGAUAAAAAGUGUCACCAAAUUGUAAUUCUUCAUGGAAACCUGAAGAGAAAAUAUGUUGGAAAAUUUUCAACCUCUACAUUAGCACUCAGCCAGAGAUGCCAACUGAUGGGGAUGAGAGCCAUGUUUCUGCUUUUGUGUUGUGAUUAAAUCAUGUACACCAUUGCUGCUUGAGAAAUUUGUGAUGUGAACAUUCUUUGUUAGAUACCUCAGUGUGGUACUAAUUAUUCUUGAUUAGCAUUGUUUAUUCUCAGCACUCUCCAGAGAUUACUGUAUAUCAACUGUGCAGUAAGCCUGUUUUUAUUCUUUUGGAUUAAGAGUCUGUAAUUGAAUCAAUACUCUUUAUUACACUUAAGUGGUAUUGUGUAAUUAAGCUCACAUUUUCUUCAAAAGGCUGAGAAAUUUCCACACUGACUCUCUGUAGCCUUUGACAAGUGAGGAAGUCAA